Molecule: messenger RNA, 2121 nt
Organism: Lodderomyces pseudojiufengensis
Lineage: Eukaryota; Fungi; Ascomycota; Pichiomycetes; Serinales; Debaryomycetaceae
Exons: 1
Coding region: 1-2121 (706 amino acids)
Cellular component (GO): Ino80 complex
Source: RefSeq, a predicted model, not a curated record
AUGAGUUACGAUCCAAUUCAUGAUACUUAUACCCCCACAAAACCCGUAAAUGAAUCACAGCAAAAUCAAGCAUCACCAACUACUAGAUCAGAAAUACGGUCAGGUCCAUUAUCAAUAUCGAACUUAGUAUCUGAAGAUCAAAUUGACAACGACAAUCAACCUAAUUCAAUCGAUAAAUUGGAGCAUCCAAGUAGAAUUUCACCUCAAAUUACAAGAAUACAAAACGUCUCGAGUUUGAUUGAUGCGCCAACGCCACAACUUGAAGAUCAGGACAAUGAUGAAGACUAUGAUGAAACAGAUGUAAAUUCAACUGUGAUGGAUGACGAUGAUUAUAUAGCUCCGAAUGCUCCACAUCCAAAAAAGAAAUCGGCAACUAAGAAGAAAAAGAAAAACAGCAGCAUCACAAACUCGAAACUAUCUUUGAAAAAACAAGAUGGUGAACCAUUUUGGAGGAAAGAUAUACAAUAUGACUUGUUAACUGCGAUAUUUGACGAUGAUAAACCUGUAUUUACAAAUACCUUUGAAUAUUCAUCAGUCGAAGGUGCAAAUAAUAAUCCUAAAAUAACGUUUGCUGAAUUGUACAUAAGAUCCUUGGCUGAAUCCAACAAAAGUUCUAAAGUGUUGAAAGAAAAAUUAUUGAAAGAUAUUGAAUUGGCCAAAGCAGUAUGUAAAGUUUGUGUUUUGGUAAAUUCUGGAAGAAUGAACACUACAAUUAAUUUUGUUCAUGACAUGAAAUCAACUUUGAGAACGUUUCAUUCAAUUCCAUGUUUACAGACUGGUCCUGAAGGGGGUACUACUAAACAACUACAAGAUACUCCAAGGUUAAAGUCAAUAAUUAAAGCAGUCUCUGAUGCUGACAAGAAAUUUGGUCAACUUUCAGAUUUAAUUGAGAACUCAUCAACUGUUAAACCAAAUACCAAUGUUGUACAGCUACUAUUUUUACUAGGCAAUGCUAAUAACGGGAUACCAUUUUUAGAAGACCCAUCGAUUCACUUGUUGGAUUUUUUUGUUAACACCAGUUUAAGUCCGACAAGUAGAGCUCAAAGAUUUUUGUGGUUAAUUUACACUUAUCUUGAAACAAAUUUCACUGAGGAGGAAAUGUCUCAAAAUCCUUAUGGUGGUGCAACUAUACCUCCAGCUGUAAGCAUCACUGAGCAAGAAGAAGCGACUUUUGAUAUUAAUCCUCAAUAUGAAAUUGAUUACGCAACUGAAAUGUAUCAAGCAAGAAUGCAAUAUUUGAGCGAAGAUCAUACAAAUGACACUGGGCAUAGAUCUCACAAAGAAUUGUCCAAACUGAGUGCAAGCAAGAAAAGGGAACAUGAAGAUGGUCAAGGAAACGAAAAGAAAUCUGACAAGUCUCAACCAAGUAAAAAAAAAUCAAAAACAGCAACUACAGAGCAAGAGCAACUAGAAUCAUCAACAACCACAUUGGCUUUGUCCACUUCCAAGGACGAAAUCUUGAACUUGAGUCUGUAUGGUUUUAAAACAAAUAAUAAUCCACAAUUCCCAUUGAAAGAUGUCAUAAAUAUUUCACAGUAUAAAACUCCAAAAUUUGUUCCUUCACAUCCAAAAGAAGAAGAGUCCAUAAGUUUCAGAUGUGAUUUGUUAGAGCAAUCCAACCCUAUGGUUCAAGAAGUUAGAACGUCAUCCAAAGCUAGUACUGCUUCAUUUAACAAGAAGAUCACGAUUUUAGGAAACUGGAUAUAUCGUUAUUUCAAAUAUAAAAAAUCAAUUGGAAAUAAAUUGGCUGGAUUGGAAUGGGAAGAUAUUAGAUAUGAUUUGAUGAAUGGGUAUGAGAGUUAUUUUUAUGAAAAUCUUGGUAAGUCUUUGAAUCUUGACAAAUUAUUAAUUAAAUCGGAAGAUUCUACUGAAGAAGAAAGCAAUGACAAGAAGAUCGACGAAUCUGUCUCAUCUUUGAAUGAAAAUGAUGUUCUUUUCAAUUAUUUAUCUAUGGGAGAUUACGAUAGAAUUAAUGAAAAGCAUUCUUUUUUACUUCAAAUGAUAAAUUUUGCAAAUGAAUAUUUCAUGAGUAAAUUAGAAUCAAAUUUGGAUGAUGGUAAGAAUAUAAUUCCCAGAAGCAAUAUUUCAUUUGACUUGAAUAAUGAAACAAUGAAAAUUUGA